ACCUCCGUGGAUGCUGCUAAGAGCACUUCUCUUGCCUUUGCUGUCCCUUGCUGGGAUCGGAUUCACACUACCCGGACCCUGUGUGCCUGUUUGUGUGUUCUGAGUGUCUUGACAUUUCGGUUUUCUUUACAAGAGCUGUGCAUUAAUUGUAACCAAGACCUGUGAAUGACCAUAGGCUUGGCUUGACCUUGAUUUUGAUGGCUUUGUUGGAAGAUCUGAUGAUGUGAUUGCAUGACAUGAGGUGAUUGCUCUCCAGCCUCCUUGGCUCAGCGUAUAAACCACUUCUGCCACACUGUCACUCAUGGACAAUUCAGAUUUUUCUUUUAAACAAUCCAACAAUCCUUUUGGCUAUUUUUAUUUUCUCACUUCUCCUUUCCCCCUUGUUUCUCCUUAAUGUUGGGAGCCUUAUUCUUCCCUCCCAUGUGAUUGAUAGUCCUGCUUCUCCACGGUGCCGAUUUCCAGUUUAAACUACAAUGGCUCUUAGUGGCAACUGCAGGACUUACCUUCCUGCUCGGGAGCAGGGCACGGGGCUGCACUCCUUCCCCGAGGUGGUGGAGCUCAACGUGGGCGGCCAGGUUUACUUCACUCGCCACUCCACCUUGGUUGGCACCCCCCACUCCCUGCUCUGGAAAAUGUUCACCCCAAAGAGAGACACAGCCAACGAUCUGGCCAAGGACUCCAAGGGAAGAUUCUUCAUCGACAGAGAUGGUUUCCUUUUCCGCUACAUUCUGGACUAUCUCAGGGACAAGCAAGUGGUUCUGCCCGACCACUUCCCAGAGAAGGGAAGGCUCAAGAGGGAGGCUGAGUACUUCCAGCUCCCGGACUUGGUCAAGCUCCUGACUCCCGACGACAGCAAGCAAAGCCCCGACGAUUAUUGCCACAGCGACUACGAAGAGGUGUCCCAGGGCAGUGACACCAGAAUCUGCGCGCCCUCGCUCCUGCCGCCGGACCGCAAGUGGGGAUUCAUCACCAUCGGCUACCGCGGCUCCUGCACUAUCGGCAGGGAGAGCCAAGCAGAUGCCAAAUUCAGGAGGGUCCCGAGGAUUUUGGUUUGUGGAAGGAUUUCUUUGGUCAAAGAGGUUUUUGGAGAAAGUUUGAAUGAAAGCAGAGACCCGGACAGGGCUCCAGAAAGGUACACCUCCAGGUUUUAUCUCAAGUUCAAGCACCUGGAGAGGGCUUUUGACAUGUUGUCCGAGUGUGGAUUCCACAUGGUGGCCUGUAACUCCUCGGUGACGGCUUCCUUCGUCAACCAGUACACAGACGACAAGGUCUGGUCCAGCUACACCGAAUACGUCUUCUACCGCGAGCCCUCCCGCUGGUCCCCGUCGCACUGCGAGUGCUGCUGCAAGAACGGCAAGGGCGCCAAGGAGGGCGAGAGCGGCACGUCCUGCAACGAGCUGUCCACGUCCAGCUGCGACAGCCAGUCGGAGGCCAGCUCUCCCCAGGAGACUGUCAUCUGCGGGCCCGUCACCCGGCAGCCCGCCUGCCACAUCCAGACCCUGGACCGCGCCAGGAAGGGGCCGGUGCAGCUGCUGCAGCACGCCGAGAGCCGCAGGAAGAGCGACCUGCUGCGGACCCUCACCGCCGGCUCCCGCGAGUCCAACGCCGGCAAGAAGAAGGCGGCCAAGGAGAAGCUCUCCGUGGAGGAGGAGCUGGAGAAAUGCAUCCAGGAUUUCCUCAAGAUCAAAAUCCCCGAGAGGUUUCCCGAGAGGAAGCACCCCUGGCAGUCGGAGCUGCUGCGGAAGUAUCACCUGUAGGUGUGCGGCGGGGAGAGCGCACCCGGCUCGGAUUCCCGACGGCAGCGAUGGGUGAGGUCACCAAAGCCAAACCCACCCCUAGUGCCGCCUCACUGCCUCUUUCACCUUAACGUUUCUAGGCGUAGGGAAGGGUGUUUUUGCAGUCCUGGAAGCACAAUGACAAAAGCUUUUGUUUGUAAACUUGGAGUCUUACACAAGCUGAAAACCUUAAGGGCACGGCCAGGCCCAGCCGAGGGACGUUUGUGUGGCCCCGGAGCAGGCAGGGGGGAUGGGGAUGGGGAGGGUCUGUGCCCUGCAUCCUGCUGGGAGGAGCACAGCACAAAGCCCCAGAGUUUAAGCAUGUGUAUUUAUAUAUGUGCAUAUAUAUAUGUGUGUAUAUAUAUCUCUGUGUAUAUAUAUAUAUGUGUAUAUAUAUCAAUAUAUAUUGCUUAAAGAUUUUCUGGCUCUCUCCUUGUAACUGCACUUUCUCAGAAAAGAGCAUUUUUUUAGUCUGUGGGUGUCCCGUUCCUUCUCCAGGCCUUUGAGGGCUGGGCAGUAGAAAUCCCUCUCCCUGUCCCUCUCCUGCUCCCCCUGCCAGCCCUUCCCCUCCCUGGGGCACUGUCAGCGUGCCCCAGUGGGGACCAGGCUGCCCCUGUGGCUUUGUGUGAGCAUCAGGAAAUUCUGUUUUUCUGGGGUGCUCCUGUCCCCCCGUGCCCCACAGCUCUGCUCGCCCAGGCUGUGUGUCUGUGGAUGAAGGGGUGCUGCUCCCCAGAGCUGCAGGAUGGCUCUGGGCUCGCGGGGGUGCUGGCAGGAUGCUGCAGCUGCCAGGUGUGUGCCAGGAGUGGUGGGCACCGUGCCCCCUCUGCCCCAGAAACCACCCCAGCCCACCUGGGGCUGUGCUGUGAGGAGCAGGGCUGUGCCAGGGUCACUCUGGGGUCACUGGGAUUGCAGCUGGGGUCACUGUGGGGUCACUGUGGGGUCACUCUGGGUCACUCUAGGGUUACCCUGGUGUCACUUGGGUCACUCUGGGGUCACUCUGGUGUCCCUCUGGUGUCACUCUAGGGUCAUUCUGGUGUCCCUCUGGGGUCACUCUGGUGUCACUUGGGUCACUCUGGGGUCACUCUGGGGUCACCCUGGUGUCACUCUGGGGUCCCUCUGGGGUCCCUCUGGGGUCACCCUCUGGUGUCACUCUGGUGUCACUCUGGUGUCAUUCUGAGGUCACUCUGGUGUCACUCUGGGGUCACUCUGGGGUCACUGUGCAGUGCUGUGGGUGCAGGAGGGGCUGUCCCUGGCAGGGCUGUCCCUGGCAGAGCUGUCCCUGGCAGGGCUGUCCCUGGCAGGGCUGUCCCCUCUGUCGGUGCCACAGGAGAGGCUCUGCCUGGGAAAGGCUCAGUGAACUCACUCAGCACUGCUGGGAUGGUGCUUUAGAGCCAGCUCAGGGCUCAGGACAGUCCCUCCCACUGGAAUUCUUGUGCCACCCUCUACCCCAGGCUCAAAAGGCCACAGAAAUCAAUGUUCUGUACCAGCUCCACAGAUUUGGCCCUGCUUAGUUAUUUCAUGGUUAUUUUAUUGCAUUUUUCUCUCCCUACUCAACAUUUCCUGCAAUUGGGGUUGCUGCUCCCUUGCUCUGGCACCAAGCAAGAGCUGGGAACAGAUACCUGGGUUUCCAGCAGGCCCAGGGUUCACACAGGGCACUUUGCUCCUUGGCAGGAGCUGCAGCUAAAGCCUCGUGCUUUCCCCCAGAUCCUCCCCUGCCUCUGUCACCAUCCCAGCCCCUUGGGCUGUGAGCUGUGUGUGCAGAGGAGCAGCACAGUGUGUGAGAGUGUGUGUGUCUGUCUGUGUGUGUGUGUGUCUGUGUGUGUGUGUGUGUGUGUGUCUGUGUGUCAGUCUGUGUGUGUCUGUGUGUGUCAGUCUGUGUGUCAGUCUGUGUGUCAGUCUGUGUGUCAGUCUGUGUGUGUGUGUGUGUGUGUGUGUGUCUGUCUGUGUGUGUGUGUGUGUGUGUGUGUGUGUCUGUGUGUGUGUCUGUGUGUGUGUGUGUCUGUGUGUCUGUGUGUCUGUCUGUCUGUGUGUGUCUGUGUCUGUGUGUGUGUGUGUGUGUGUCUGUGUGUCAGUCUGUGUGUCUGUGUGUGUGUGUGUCUGUCUGUCUGUGUGUCAGUCUGUGUGUGUGUGUGUCUGUGUCUGUCUGUGUGUCAGUCUGUGUGUCUGUCUGUCUGUGUGUCAGUCUGUGUGUGUGUCUGUGUGUCAGUCUGUGUGUCAGUCUGUGUGUCUGUCUGUCUGUGUGUCAGUCUGUGUGUCUGUCUGUGUGUCUGUCUGUGUGUCUGUGUGUCCGUGUGUCAGUCUGUGUGUGUGUGCUCCCAGGCAUUGCCAGGAUUGCUCCAUCAUUAAUAACUGGGCACACAUUACACCACAUGGACACAUUGCUGUACGUGGCCUUCAUGUCUCCAGCCUGAGAUGGAAUGGUUGUUACUGUCCAGUGCUACAGAAAAAAAAGUCUGAAAGUUCAGUGAUGGCAGGCAGGCCCAGGCUGCUGGGCAGUGUCUGUGUGUGUCUGGUGGCUCCUGGGGCUCAGGGCAGCUGUCCUGGCAGUGCUCUGUGCUGGGCUGGGCUGUGCUGAGCUGCUCGGGGGGCUGGGGCUCUCCCAGGGGUCAGCAGCCCUGCCCAGAGCUGCCCCUCUCUCCUCCUCUCUCUGCAGCCUUGGGGCCCCUCCCUGGGACAGGGCAGGGACAGGGCAGGGACAGGGCAGGGACAGGGCAGGGGGGGCUGAGACGCUGCCCAUGGCAGCCCCAGCGCUCAGGUGUGGGGCAGGAAGGAGCAGGAAACCUGCAGCACCUGCACAGUGCAGGAGAGUCACCUCCCAGCUGAGCCCUGGAGAUCCCUCCAGCUCCAGUGCCAUGAGAGAGGUGCAGAGCUGCAGGGGGACCCUGCACCGGGGGGACAGACUCACCUGGGGGACAGACAGGGGGACACACUCACCUGGACAGACUCACCUGGGGGACAGACUCACCUGGGGGACAGACAGGGGGACACACUCACCUGGGGGACAGACAGGGGGACAGACUCACCUGGGGGACAGACUCACUGGGGGACAGACAGGGGGACAGACUCACUGGGGGACAGACUCACCUGUUCAGACUCACCUGGACAGACUCACCUGGGGGACAGACAGGGGCUGUCCCUGUCCCAGGGCAGGACACCCUGCAGAGCCAGGGCCACCUGGGCAGGGGGACGUGGCCAGGGCUGGGCAGAAAGGAAAGUGCAAUGGAAUUGUCUGGGACACACCUGGGCAGGGGCUGGAAAACACAUUCUGCUCCAAUUCCACUUGGUUUCCAUGAGAGAACUCUCGUGUCUCCCUCCCCAGGACAGGUUUUGUAGCAAGCCAAAAUUAAACUCCACUCAUGGAGUUCUUUAUUCCUUCUGAAAUGUCUGAAAACUGGACUUUGAGCCACUUCCCACCACCAAGAGCAGGUUGUGUUCCAAUUAAUUUGGAAGCUGCCUUGGCUGCAGUGGGGCUGAACUCAGAACUCCCAGCUCAACCCCCCGAGCCAGCUGAGCAGGACUCAGAGCUCUGGGGACACAAAUGUCAUUCCCGUGGGGACAAGGUUUGGGUCUGUCCCCAAACCUCCUGCACACACAGCACAGGGGGAGUGAUUUGGGGCUCAGCUGGGUGUCCAUUCAUGAAUUCCAUCUGAGCUGUGGGCUGAAGGAGAGCACAGGGCUGGGUUCAUCGGCCAUGGCCACCACCUGCCCCAGCCCCCCAGCACAACUUGACUUUAUGCACAAGGCCCCAUGUGUAUCAUGGUACAAAAUAAUUGUCCAGUCUUAUGGAUAGUUUAUACCCCAAGGGGGUUUUGUAGAUUAAUAGUAAAAGAAUUAAAAAAAAAAAAAAAAAAAAAAAAAGGAAAAAAAAGAAAAAAGCACUUUUAAAUUAUUUAUAUUAUAAAAAGACAUUCUUUAUUUUUCUUGGCGUUGAUGUCACUUAGCUAAAAAAUCGGUUUCUAAAUAGGAUCUUGCAGAUUUUAAACUAUAGCAAUGCCGAAGCAAACACGACUCCAGAGCUGCGCAGAGCAAGGGAGCGAGGUGAGCAGGAGGGUGGGGCUGCAGGCGAGGGAUGUCCCUGCUGUCCCCUCCGGCUGUGCCGGUGAAUACCCGCAGCCCCGGCUCACAGGGCUCUGCCCCCCUCCCCUCCACACCUCGCUCAGCUCUGAGUGGCUUUGCUGGGGCUGAGUCAGCCCGUUGCACUCUGCUGUGGAUGAGGUGGCGCCCACUCAAUUACCUCUCGACUUUCCAACGUGGUUCACUUGUACAUAAGUGUAAUGUCAAACUGUUUACAGGUUCUUCUGUGCGUAAUCGUGGAGAAAUAAAAAAUAAAAAUAAUUAAAAAAAAAAGUUUUAAUUACGAAUUUAAAGGAAUCGAUUUUACCGGAAGGUGUUUAAAAAAAUGAAUGUGCUUACUACAGUAUAGACAUCCUUGCUAAUGGUCUCACCUGAAUGCAUGUAUCGUGUCGUCAGUCCCACCAGUGAGGUCCUUGGCAAUAUUCUGCAGUCUGUGAAUAGCAAAUAUGCAUCAACUACUGUGACUCUGACAAAUAUAACUCGG
Oenanthe melanoleuca is the source of this 6333-nucleotide messenger RNA. RefSeq names its product potassium channel tetramerization domain containing 16 (gene KCTD16). The record is from RefSeq and is a predicted model, not a curated record. The transcript is spliced from 3 exons. Gene Ontology annotation, cellular component: postsynaptic membrane; presynaptic membrane. Gene Ontology annotation, molecular function: protein binding. NCBI's taxonomy places the organism in Eukaryota, Metazoa, Chordata, Aves, Passeriformes, Muscicapidae. The coding region runs from base 474 to 1757 and encodes 427 amino acids. Gene Ontology annotation, biological process: regulation of G protein-coupled receptor signaling pathway; protein homooligomerization.